Ipomoea triloba (trilobed morning glory) is the source of this 582-nucleotide messenger RNA. RefSeq lists its product as uncharacterized. The coding region runs from base 1 to 582 and encodes 193 amino acids. The transcript has a single exon. The record is from RefSeq and is a predicted model, not a curated record. Lineage: Eukaryota; Viridiplantae; Streptophyta; Magnoliopsida; Solanales; Convolvulaceae.
AUGGUACAAUUGGUGACCAAGACGACGGUUUUGCAGCCAUCAAACAUGUUAUUGCCCACAAAUGGUGAUCCCAUUGCAACUAUAGUUGAAAGCACAUUUCCAAUGUUUUCAAAUGAAAGUGGUGAUCAUAGUUUUUUAGAAAGUUGUGCAAUUCUAGUUACAACUCUAGAUGCGGUCAAUGCUAUCAACCAAUACAUGAGUGACAUGCAUGAUGCCGAGAGUAGGACAUACUUGAGUUGCGACGCAGUAUGUACGUUUGAGUUUACUAAUGGCAUUUUGGUUGAUGUCCACACUCCGAAAUUCCUAAAUGGUAUACGGGCUUUUGGCAUACCAAACCACUCAUUAACAUUGAAGGUUGGAUCUUCUGUUAUGUUACUGAGAAACAUAUACUACCCUCUCAGGUUGUGUAAUGGGACUAGAUUGGUAGUCACUAAGCUGUCAGAACACGUAAUAGAAGCAAAAAUUUCCACAGGUGAUCACUCAGGUACUAGGGUGUUGGUUCCUCGAAUGACAAUGACUCCAUCAGAUCCCAAGUUGUCACUCAAGUUUAAAAGAAGACAAUUUCCAUUGAUGCUUUCAUAA